This is a messenger RNA of Effrenium voratum, 2667 nucleotides long. Lineage: Eukaryota; Dinophyceae; Suessiales; Symbiodiniaceae. The record is from the annotation of a GenBank genome assembly.
GCGCACGCUUCUUUUUUUGUUGCGCGCGGAUUGCCAUGCCUGGUGAGCCAUGGCAAGCAACAUGCCGAGCAAUAUGCGGAUGGCAAGCCCAGCGCUGCAACGCGACCAGUCGCUGAGUUCCAACCUUACGAACCAGACCUCCAACGAGCCUCAGACGGAGGAGCAGGCAUGGCGGCACUGCCUCAUGGGGAGGCACACCUUCCAGGAGGCCAAGCGCUUGUUGGAGAGCCGGGCUGAUCCCAACUGCAGGCUGAAGUACAAGCUGGGCCCGAAGGAGUUCGAAGGCACGCCGCUGACUCUGGCGGUGAAGCUGGACAAGCCCUCCAUCGUGCGGCUGCUCUUCUCCCACAAGGCGGACCCGGAGUCCCGCUACCAGAUGAGGGCGGGCCGGAGCGGGGUGCUGUGGAACGGGCCCGCCGUUUGUGCCACGGUGGCCAAGGGCAACUUGUCGAUGAUGAGGCUGCUGGUGGAGUACGAGGCCAACCUCUCGGGUCGCCUCAUCAAGUUCAACGAGGAGCCCAAUGUUACGCUGCUCUACGAUGCCAGCUACUUUGGUCACUCGCACCUCGUGCGCUUCCUGCUGCACCAGAAGGGCGAGCCGGAUCUCUUGGUGAAGUUUCAGGACGACAUGAGCGUCACCAAGACCGCGCUGCAGGUCGCGGCCAGCCUGGGCCAUGACGACGUGGUGCGCGUGCUGCUGGGGGCGAAGGCCCAGAUCUGCCCGGCGGACGAGCACGGGGGGCCCUACGAGCUGCGAGAGGCCAUCGAUGGGUGCCACGUGGAGGUGGUGCGCCUGCUCGUGGAGGGCGGCGCGGAUUUGUUCGGCGGCGAGGAGGGCAGGAGGGGGGUGGACUACCUCUUCGACACCAACAACAUGGUGCUCAUCGCUGCCGCAGCCAAGGGGCUGCGGAAGUGCGACGAGGACCUGGUGGACAACGUGAGCAUCCGGGACUUUGUGCGUUUCCUGGCCACGCCGGACGCGGAAGAGAUCUUGUCGGCGGUUUUUCGGAACUGCGACCUGAGGUACUGGAAAAAGGAGAAGCGUGUCAUUUGGAAGACGGCCUACAUCCCAUACGGCGAGAUGAACGUGUCCACGGGCCCGCGCAAGGACCACUUUGACGAGAAGUUCCACCGGGAGAUGGAGCGGGCCAGUGGUGACCAGGUGGUAGCGCACUACACCGACAAGGAGUUGGAGCAAAGGGACGAGACCUUCCUUUGCCAGCUGCUGCCCCACCGCUUCGAGAAGCUCGAGAACAUCUCCCAGGUGCCGGUCUCCAUCUACCACUGCCUGCUGCCCGGGCUCCAUAGGAACCCAGAGGUGCUGUGGGUGCUGGCCAGCGGGGUGAACGACCGGGUCUUCGACGAGAGGGGGGCCCGGGCCAUCAUCAACCUGGCCUGGCAGGAGGCGUCCAGGCACCAGGUGAUCACCUUCCUGCUGGACCUUUCGGUGGCAGUGCUCUACUGGGGCCUGGCCUUCCUGCUGAACGACCGCCGCUUGCAGGACGCGGCGGCUUUGCGCGCGGUGGUUCUGGUGGUGCUGAACAUGAUUUGGUGCCGGAGCUGUUUCCUGGAGGUUCUUCAGUGUAUGGGCUUCCAUGCCUACGGCCGGCUCUGGGACUACUUGUGCUCUUAUGAGAACUUGCUGGAUGCCAUCAGGAUCCUGCUGACGGGGUUCAGCCAGAUUGCGCUCCUGACCAACUGGGCGGACUUCGGCAGCAACCAGGUGCUGCGGGUGAUCUUCGCCCUCACCGGCUUCGUGCGGUGGCUGAGGGUGCUGAACACCCUCAAGGGCUUCGAGAGCACGGGCAAGCCCAUGCUGCCCAUCCUACAGGCAGUGCCUGCCACGGUGCCCUUCUUUUUCGUGGUCUUCUGCUGGUUCUCAGGCUUCAUGCACAUGUAUUACUCCUUCGGCUUGACCGAGUGGUGGACUGCUGGCAUGAUCAUGUAUCGCCUGGGCUUCCUGGCAGACUUCUCGCGGAACGAGAUGGCGCCGGUGGACGUGGACGAGACCUGGGAGCUUUGGGUUGACGUGGUUUUGGUCUUCAUGGGCCUGAGCAUGUCCAUCAUCCUCAUGAACAUCCUCAUCGGUGUGCUUGCGGAGAGUUACAACAGGGGCUGGGAGCACCGCGAGCGCUUGUUCCUGCUGGAGCGGUCCCGCCUGGUGCUGCAGCACUUCACCACCUCCGCGGGCUGGAAGCGGUGCUGCUGCAUCUGCAAGCGCCGUGUGCACGGGGAGGAGGAUGACUCCUAUGUGUGGUUCGUCUACCCCAAGGACCCCUCCAGCUGGGGGGAGAUCACUUCCGAGUACGACCAGGAUGCCAUGAACGUCCACGAGAAGGUCACGGAGCUGCGGCGGGAGAUCCGGGAGAUGCACGAGAAGCUGGUGGAGCGGCAGCAUCAGGAGUCGCACGAGCGCGGCUUCGGCAACGCGAGCUUUGACAGCUCGGGGAAGCGGCUCAACUCCUUGGAGUCCAACUUGGAGAGCCUCCGGGCGCAGCUGGACAUGGGGCUGAACAGCAUCACCGCGAUGCUGCGCGAUCGCUGAGUUGGCUUGUCUCGCCUGAUCGCGCGGCAACGCAUCUCCUCGAAUGGAGACCGCGGCAAGCGCCGUGGUGCCCUUUUCGCAGCACGGUGGGGGGACAAAAACGGAGGCAGUCUUAACCCGCA